AUAUUUACUUCAUUAAAGAAAUCAAACAAAAUGAUAUUGGUGAAUUUUCCAUGGAAUUAAAUACGAAAAAUGAGACUGAUUUUCCACGGUUAAAAAAAAAAAAAUUGAUACCAACUGAGACCGUUUCAGUUUCUUAUGACCCUUCGAGUGUCUAAUGUCACUUCCGAAUUGAGCAACUUGGUUAUCAUAGAAAAAAUUGACCGCGUAAGAUGUCUGAGAAUUGUCACUUUCGCUAAAUAAAGAAGAAUAUGACCUCAUUUUUGGGGGGGAGUUGUUGUAGAAAAUGAAAUGAGAAAAUUUUUUAAUAUUAGGUCAUGUUUUAUAAUAAGAUGCAAUCCAAAUAUAACUCUUGGGAAAUCGCUGAAUUAUUAUUCGAAUAUUCCAACACCUAAACAUGUUUCGUGUAAAUUUCCUGUGCAGUGAUUCAAAGCGCUUAACUCCGCUAGAGGAAGGUUAGCAUCGUUGAGAAGAUUGGUUGGAAAGCGCGACUGGAAAGAAGAAAUAUUCUGAAAGUAACUUCUGGAUAAUUCUUUUGGUUUUUAUCGUUCCUAAAAAAGAAGAAAAACUUUUUGGCGUCUGUCAAGCUGUUAAAAAUGGCGGCGUCGCGGAACAUCGUCUGGAGGGAUUACAAGUUUUCAGCUUUUUGCGUCAUUUUCAUCUGGACUUUCCUCUGUUCAUCUCGUCCAGGUGUUGAUGCCUUAAAAUUUCUCAAUCCUUCAUCUCAAAUUUUAAGUGGAUUCCUGGGUAUGAACAUUGACAUCAACUGUUCAACUGAUGACACAAAUGCAACAGUUCAGCUUCUCCACUCACAAUCCUUUGGACCAUUUACUGAAAGGACUUUGUCUCCUGAGAAACUUCACAAGAACAAGCAGGUUUUUACACUGUUGAACCUUAGUGUAAAGGAUGCUGGACAAUAUAGGUGUAAAGCAACGGAUGGACAACAAACCAUUGAAUGGGCAAAUAGUGGAUAUCUCUUUCUUACUCCGGGAAUUUUGCCAGAUAUUAUCCUUGACCCAUCGAAACCAAUCAUUAUACUGCAGGGGAAAACUGGAAAAAUCACAUGUCAAGCUGUUGAUUGGUCCGUAAGCAAACUGUCUUGGAAGAAGACAAAUGAUUCUGGUGACCAACCUGUUCCAGACAGCAAAGUUGAAGAUGUUAUAGACAAGACUAAUAAUAUUGUAAAGGCAAUCCUUACCAUCACAAAUGCUCAACCUCAAGAUAGUGGUGAAUAUAAAUGUGUACUGACAGCUUUCAGCAAACAGAAUUAUAAGCUUACAAAUAUACGCGUGGAUGCACCUACACAACCAUUGAUAUAUUCAUACACUGGAGAGAAAACAGUCGAUGAAGGGACCAAAAAAACUCUUAGAUGUACAACUAAAGCAUCUCCAAAAGCCAAUGUAACCUGGUACCGGCAUGGCAAGGAGUUACAGAACACCACUACCUGUUCCGCAUCAGACAAGGACAAGUGCAAAACUGUUUAUGAGAUUUAUGAAGAUGACCCUGUCCCUGCUUUGCACACUCCUUUCACCAAACAUGUUCUUGAGAUACACAGUGCCACGUAUCCAAGAGACCAAGGGGAGUUCAAAUGUAUUGCAACAAAUGGCAUUGGUCAACCUGCAGAGUUAAUUAUAGACCUUGAUAUACUUGCACCACCCACUUUAAAUAAAGCAAGAGAUGAAGCAGUAGCUAAAGAAGGGGAAGAAACAAAAGUGAUCUGUGACGUGAAAAAAUCUAACCCAAUUCCUAAUAUCACAUGGAAAUACCAAACUGUCAAAUGUGAUGAUGUUGAAAACUGUUUACCUGAUGAAAGCAAGUGGAUAGAUGUUCCAUCAAAUCUUCUCCUUACACCACAACAAACAAACUCAAGUCAAGUUCUAGUUGAGAAAAGUCAGUCUGCUGCUUUUUACCGCUGCCAAGCAGACAAUGGUGUUGGAAAUGACACUCACAUUGUAGAACUUAUUCGGAUUGCAAAAUCAAAGAAACUUGUUCAGUUUGAGCCAGACAGUAAAACACAGUUUGAUGAACAAGGCACUUUGCGUCUUGCUUGCAUCAAGCGAUGUGGCAUCUUUUGCACCAGCACCCUCUUUAAAGAUGGUCAUCAACUUUCCUUUGAAAAAAAUGAUUCGCGUGUCAACAUCACAAUAAUACAGUCACCUAACAAUAGGUAUGAAAGCAGGAAGAUAUUGACAAUAAAGAGAUUGACGCUUAAUGACACAGGAAGCUAUCGUUGUGGUCUUAAUGGUCUUGAAUUUGAUGAACUGAACAUCACUAUCAAAAAAUUAGUUGCAACAGACAUCAGCAAGUUACCAAAUAAAACUGUGAUUCAAGAUGACGACCGGCAAGUACAAUUGUACUGUAAUGCCACAGGCUACCCAAAGCCAAUCCUCACUUGGUACAUUGACAGAAAUGGAGAAAAAGUGCGCAUCAAUGAGAAAGAAGAAGGACUGGGUGGAAAUGUAGAUGCUUGUCAGAAACGGACGCCUGGGUACUUCUUUUUGGUAGAGAGCAAUCCCUCUGACCUUGUCAUUUGUAGCCCCAGCCUGCAACAUGUAGGAAAAUACACAUGUCUUGCUAGCAGCCCCAGAUUCCAAGAUAAGGAACAAAGUGCAUUCAUCAAUGUGCUGACAAAAUCAAAGAAAAUUGUUCAGUUUGAGCCAGACAGUAAAAUGCAGUUUGAUGAACAAGGCACUUUGCGUCUUGCUUGCAUCAAGCGAUGUGGCAUCUUUUGCUACAGCACCCUCUUUAAAGAUGGUCGUCAGCUUUCCGUUGAAAAAAAUGACUGGCGUGUCAACAUCACAAUAAUACAGUCACCUAACGAUAGGUAUGAAAGCAACAAGAUAUUGACAAUAAAGAGAUUGACGCUUAAUGACACAGGAAGCUAUCGUUGUGGUCUUGGUGUUCUUUUUGGUUUUGAAUUUGAUGAACUUAACAUCACUAUCAAAAAAUUAGUUGCACCAGACAUCAGCAAGUUACCAAAUAAAACUGUGAUUCAAGAUGACGACUGGCAAGUACAAUUGUACUGUAAUGCCACAGGCUACCCAAAGCCAAUCCUCACUUGGUACAUUGACAUAAAUGGAGAAAAAGUGCGCAUCAAUGAGAAAGAAGAAGGACUGGGUGGAAAUGUAGAUGCUUGUCAGAAACGGACGCCUGGGUACUUCUUUUUGGUAGACAGCAAUCCCUCUGACCUUGUCAUUUGUAGCCCCAGCCUGCAACAUGUAGGAAAAUACACAUGUCUUGCUAGCAGCCCCAGAUUCCAAGAUAAGGAACAAAGUGCAUUCAUCAAUGUGCUGAAAUCCACCCCUGUUACAAGAGCUGGAGGGUCUCCAUUGAGCACUGGUGCCCUGGUUGGAAUUGCCACUGGCGUGGAAUCCACCCCUGUUACAAGAGCUGGAGGGUCUCCAUUGAGCACUGGUGCCCUGGUUGGAAUUGCCACUGGCGUGGAAUCCACCCCUGUUACAAGAGCUGGAGGGUCUCCAUUGAGCACUGGUGCCCUGGUUGGAAUUGCCACUGGCGUGGAACCCACCCCUGUUACAAGAGCUGGAGGGUCUCCAUUGAGCACUGGUGCCCUGGUUGGAAUUGCCCUUGGCGUGGGUGCGUUUGUUCUACUUGUACUAGUGAUUUGUUGUGUGGUGUAUCGCAGACAAAAGAAACAGAUUGACGAGUACAAGGAGAUUUACUUCCUAAGAAGCUCAGACUACCAGAUCGAGCCUGACCGUAGUCUCCUGGAGCAGUGCGGUGAUCUGCCGUAUGACCCAGACUGGGAAUUCCCUGAGGAGAGGCUUAUUCUCGGGGAUGUGCUCGGUGCUGGGGCCUUUGGUCAGGUUAUGAAGGCAGAAGCUAUCGGCAUCCUGGCCCUUGAACCACGUGACAAGAGUGCUGAGUCAUUCAAGCGACGCUCAAAAAUACGCAGGUCCUCGCGGGCCAAAGAUCUGAAGAAAGAAGAAGGCCCUGGCUGGAAAAACACAAGGAUCCCUGUAGCAGUGAAAACCUUAAAAGAGGGUGCCAGUGAAUCAGAAUACAAAGAUUUAGCCUCAGAACUUAAGAUCCUUAUCCAUCUCGGACAACACAAGAACAUUGUGAAUCUUCUUGGUGCUUGUACGCGUGGAAAGCGACUCAUGAUGAUCAUGGAAUUCGCUCCCCACGGUAGCUUACUGUCUUUCCUUCGAAGUAAAAGGGACAUUUAUGAGCCAGACUGGACGAAGACCACAAAUGAUCCCAAUAAAGAGUUUACACUUGUCGAUCUCGUAAUGAUCAGUUAUCAGAUCAGUAGGGGAAUGGCGUUCUUGGCAUCAAGGAAGUGUGUGCAUCGCGACUUGGCUGCAAGAAACAUCUUGGUUGGUGAAGACUUUGUAAUGAAGAUCGCAGACUUUGGUCUUGCAAGAGACAUUUACAAAGAUGAUCUUUAUGUGAAGAAAACACAAGGAUUACUGCCAGUCAAGUGGAUGGCUCCGGAGUCUCUGUUCGACAGAGUUUACACUGAGAAAACGGACGUGUGGUCUUUUGGUAUUUUGUUGUGGGAAACAUUUACCCUUGGGGGUACCCCCUACCCCGACCUCCCAACGGAACAGCUCCUUGACUACCUGAGUGAAGGGAGGCGGAUGGACAACCCAGCGAAGUGUCCAUUGGAAGUGUACACCGUCAUGAGGGACUGCUGGCUUCACGACCCGGAACAAAGGCCACCAUUCACUUUCUUAAACGAACGACUUGGAAAAAUCCUGGAAAGGCACAUGAGAACGGACAACCCUUACCUUGCGCUUGAGUUGGACGAUGAUGAAGGUGUUGAGAGCCAGGGCUAUUAUCUACAGCCGUGUGAUUCAGGUCUGCGAAACUCCAAGCGAUAUGUUGAGUCGCCAAUUUGCUCUCCGACAAGCGAACUUCCGCCGAAUACGGACAAGGAAGGGGCUGGAAUGGGGUAAGUUAACAGCAAUCAACGAGACUAUAUAUUUAUUGACAG
Stylophora pistillata is the source of this 4954-nucleotide messenger RNA. RefSeq names its product fibroblast growth factor receptor 4. Gene Ontology annotation, cellular component: signaling receptor complex; plasma membrane. Gene Ontology annotation, biological process: proteolysis; multicellular organism development; positive regulation of kinase activity. The record is from RefSeq and is a predicted model, not a curated record. Gene Ontology annotation, molecular function: aspartic-type endopeptidase activity; transmembrane receptor protein tyrosine kinase activity; ATP binding. Lineage: Eukaryota; Metazoa; Cnidaria; Anthozoa; Scleractinia; Pocilloporidae.